AUGCACGAUUCUUAUAGCAAACAAGACGACAAAACAGUAUGUAUCUGGAGUAUACGACAUGAUCAAUAUUCCUUGUUGGAAAACUGUGCAACAUACCCAACCAACAACGUUGAUACAUCACACCAUGCACUAAUCAGCAGCGAUGGACUUUUAUAUUUAAAACCCCGCGCUAAUUUCUGUAAUGGACCUGAAACAAUCAUGAAAUGUCAUCACUCAGGCAGAUAUGGCAUAUGGAUGAUCGGCAAAACGUCAACUGGAUUUGUAUACAUUUUCUUGCAACUACCACCAACAUUUCGAAUUUAUCGACAAGUGGAAUCAAAACAGCAACCGACAAAACCAACCCAAUCUCGUCUACGUCUAUAUCACCAGAAUAUACGUUUGGAUGUAAUUUAUUUGGAAUCGCGGAUGCGUCGACUAAUACGCCUGAACCCUUUCGACCAUUUCGACAACAAAACGACUGCGCCUAUUUUUACCAUUCAAUUCAACGACUUCCAUUCAAUUUACUUUCUGCGUGGCCGGCCGGAUGUUCCUUCCAGAAAAAGGAAAGAUUUGCGUCAAAUGGACAGAUUUUCGACAAAUAGAUAUCUACAUUUGAUCCACCACCCACAGAUGAAACCAAUGAGGUCAAUGGAAUUGGAAUGGAGGAAACCGUAA
Molecule: messenger RNA, 654 nt
Organism: Meloidogyne enterolobii
Lineage: Eukaryota; Metazoa; Nematoda; Chromadorea; Rhabditida; Meloidogynidae
Source: the annotation of a GenBank genome assembly